This is a messenger RNA of Volvox carteri f. nagariensis, 1998 nucleotides long. RefSeq lists its product as uncharacterized. Lineage: Eukaryota; Viridiplantae; Chlorophyta; Chlorophyceae; Chlamydomonadales; Volvocaceae. The coding region runs from base 1 to 1998 and encodes 665 amino acids. The record is from RefSeq and is a predicted model, not a curated record. The transcript is spliced from 6 exons.
AUGAGGCCCCCCAACACCGGAGGCCGCCGCUCUGCGCGGUCCGCCCCUGCACCGCUGCCCGUGCGCCUAGAGCUGCCGCUUGGCGACGUUUUUCUCAACGCCAGCCUUGCCACCAGCCUUCUCCACGCUCUCAUCAAAUUCGUCAUCUGCACCCGGGGCCAGACACAUAUUCCUUAUGAGCUAUUGCGUGAAGACUUGCAGAACGCUCUGGAGGCCCUCCAGGAGCAAGCCGAGGAAAGCCGGAGGUCCUCGGGCGGCCGCAAGGGCCGGAGGCUGCGACCCCCUUCCGCUGUGAAGCGGAUGACCAAGUUUGCCGCCUCAAUGGACGCGCUGCUGGGCAGCCUCACCCCUCAGCUGCUCGCCGCCGUCCGCCCCGCCCACACGGUCCUGGCUCUGGGUCCCUCACCGCACCGACCCCGGGAGGUCUACACCUUCACCUUCGCGGGGCCGGACGGCACGCCGCUAACACACAUACCCACACAACCACCGCCACCAACACCAACAUUAAUGCCAGAAUCGGGACGAGGGAAAGCGCCCUCGGCAUUGCCAGGUCCUGCACAGCCACCCGCGCAGCAAUCAGCACUACGACCAGCAACACAAUCUGCGGGGGUGACGGCGGCCUCCGCACCAUCCGCUCAUUUGGGUCCCGACCCGACGGCCGCGGUCCUGUCGCUGCUGAGUGAUCGGGAGCAGGCCGUGGUACGGCGGGUGGUGCGGGGGCUGGUGAUGGCGCAGACGUCUGUGGAGGCCUGGGGCAAGCUGUUGCGGCCUACGAAGAUGUUUCUAGCACUGGCGGUUCCCGCAGGGGCUGCCGCUACGGACACCGGCGGCGGCGCCAUGCUGGGUAUUGACAGAAGCACGGGCAUGGGAACGGGCACGGGUCCAAACGGUACGGUCGUACACCAAGGACCUGGCGGCGGGUCAGGCGGCAGUUUAGGGCUCGGCGGGUCAGAAGCCCCACUUUCCGAGGUACCCGCGGGGCAGGCAGCGGGGGAGGUGCAGCCAACAGGGGUGGCGUCGGCGUCGGCGUCAGUGGAGGAGGAGUCGCAGCUCGUGGCACGUGGCCGCAGCACCCGCCGCGGCGGCGGCGCCGGCGGCUUUCGGCUUUGCGGGAGACUGCCGUACGGCGCGGACUCGGCCAAUUCCCGUACACUGCGCAAGACUCUUCAAGCUUUCAUCACCAUACGAACGGGCAGUGGGAGGCCCGGUGCCGCCACCGCCGCCGCCGGCGCUGCUGCGGGUCGAAGCAGCGGCGGCCGAGCGGCCUCUCCGGACCAGGUUCGGCGGCAAGAGCGGCCAGCGUGCCGGAUGAGCCAUGACGAUGUACGGAACGGAGACGGCCGCGGCGGCGGCAGCGGCGGCGCUGACUCCCCCUCUUCCCCGGCGCUGUCCAGCCUCCAGCUCACUACCUCCACGCAGCGGCUGGGGCACUGCUCAGUCGCCACUUCAGGGAGGACACGGCCCCGCAGGAUCUCAGCGGCAACGGCAACGGCAGAGGCGAUCAAGUGUACGGCAGAUUCCGCUGCGAGAUCGGAGGUGGCGGGAGGUUCAGGUCCAAGAAGAACCGACGGACAGCACGCUACGGAUACAGAUACGGACGCGGGUACGGGUACGGACACGGAUAUGGAUACGGAUAUGGGUGGCCAAGCUGGAGUUGAGGCUAAGGAUCGGGUUGGCCACCGGAAUGAGGGCCAAGGUGGCGAGCGGGGAAUCGGCGGAACUGGGGGAGCUAAGGGUGGUACCGGUUGCGGUGGGACUGGCAGCAUCAGCGGUGGUGGUGGUGGUGACGCUCACGCGGGAAACCACCAGGGGGGCGAUGCACCUGGUGGUGAUGGAGAGGUUCGACGUCGUAAUGGUGGCGGUGAUGGCGGUGGUGGUGAUGGCGGUGGCGGGGGGUUGGAGUCGGGCGGUGAAGGGAACGGGGAAAACGUUACCUGGUGGCUUUGCACCACGAGCGUGAAGAGUAUCGUAAAGCAAGAGGAGGAGGAGGAGGGAUGA